This is a messenger RNA of Diaporthe amygdali, 1704 nucleotides long. RefSeq names its product hem oxygenasemulti-helical. Bases 1 to 1704 code for a protein of 567 amino acids. The record is from RefSeq and is a predicted model, not a curated record. Gene Ontology annotation, biological process: heme oxidation. Gene Ontology annotation, molecular function: heme oxygenase (decyclizing) activity. Lineage: Eukaryota; Fungi; Ascomycota; Sordariomycetes; Diaporthales; Diaporthaceae. The transcript has a single exon.
AUGGCAGACAACGCAAAUAUAUCCCCAGACGGGGAGUCGCGGUCUCUGGCAAAUUCCAUUAACACUGCGAUCUUGUCGAGCCACACCAAGAUCAACAGGCUGAUCCUCGAUCGAAUGCCGCACGCCGUACCUCCCCAGGCCGACAACCCCUCCACCUACGUCAGCGGUCUGUUGCACAUCGGCGCCGUCUACAUCGCCUUCGAGUCCCUCUGGCAAAACAUCCUGGGCAUCCACACAGAGAUCGCCCCCAUCCCAUACACAUAUCCCUUCCACAAUAACAUCAGCACGAGCAGUCCAAAUCUCAGCCAUGAGGCAACACCGACCGAGGUCACAGAGCGCCUCCGGCAAGUACUCGAGACGGCAUAUUGGCCGAACAUGCUGCGCACCGCCCGUGUGAAGGCCGACAUCGCUGCCAUGACAGGUUGGCCAGCGCACGUGGUAGACGACCAGCUACGGUCAGCAGGGACUACUGGCGCGCUUGGCACAUUCCUUGUACACAUCAAGGAGGUCGUCGACGCAAGGCCGCAUCUGCUGCUCGCGUAUGCCUACAGCCUGUACCUCGCCCUGCUGUCUGGCGGAUCGUAUAUCCGCAUGGAGCUGAUGUACCUACGGGCCGAGUUCUGGCUGACCGUGCCAGAGCCUAUCAGGCCUGGCAUGGUGCCCUGCACAAGGGAGCUUGAGGGGUCUGGAGGAUCAAUGCGGCACUCGUCCUCUGAAUAUGAUUCAGGACAACAUGGGCUCGCCAUGGAAGACCCAUCAGUCACCUUGCCACUCUCAUUCUUCGACUUCGACACCCCGCUCGGCCACGAGAACCCCCGGCAGAAGGCCAAGGACCUCAAGGCCGAGUUCAAGCGGCGCUUCGCUGAUGCAGAGCAGGCGCUCACCGAGCCUGAGAGGCGCGAUGUCAUCGCUGAGUCGGUGGUCGUCUUUCAGCACCUAGAGGCGGUGGUGGGGCAGCUGGACGAGAUUUGCGGUGGCGGGGCCGGCAUCGCGCAGCAGGGACAAUCACGGCGCCAGGCUGCGAAAGCCGUCAGCCCUUCGUCGCAACAGCAACCGCAACCGGUAGGGAUCGGGUCCCGGUUAAGGGAUAGCAUUGAUAUCGCCAAGGCCAGGCUCUUGAGGACGAUGAGGAAGUCGGGCCGUGCGGAUGGCUCUGUUACCGCCACGGCGCUGUCGGCACCGGCCAGAGGGCAACCGACUACUACCAGGACCUUCACUGACGCCUACUCACCUGGACUAUCCGGUAGCUCUAAGAUGUCAUCCGUAUCGUCAAGUUGGGUGAGUGAGAGUAUCCAGGAAGAUGAUCCCAGCUCACGUCUAGCUCACGACGCGGUCGUGCCGGGAGAUGGCUUCCGGACGAUCCGGUACGACGAUGUCGACGAUGAUAGCAAGCUGGACGCCGAUGGCAAUGUGCCAAGACCCGGCACAGAAGCAUAUGACGGUACUGUCGAUGAUGACGGAAACAGUGUGGGUUUGAGGUCUCAGGUUUGUCCAGUAUUUCGGACCCCUGCUGUGCCAACUGAGAAGAGCGCUGGAACAUCCGCGGCAACGACCGAGAGAGCAAGGCGAAAGCCCGACUAUGCCCUGUCCACCGUUGUCUCAAAUGUCACUGUGUUACUCGGCAUCGCAAUUGCUUUCGCGGCAUAUCUGUACGUGCGGCGGCGCGAUGGUGGCACGACAACUGGCUUCGUGGGGAAGGACUGA